Cynara cardunculus var. scolymus (artichoke) is the source of this 1038-nucleotide messenger RNA. RefSeq names its product sphingolipid delta(4)-desaturase DES1-like. The transcript is spliced from 2 exons. The record is from RefSeq and is a predicted model, not a curated record. Gene Ontology annotation, biological process: ceramide biosynthetic process. Gene Ontology annotation, molecular function: sphingolipid delta-4 desaturase activity. Gene Ontology annotation, cellular component: membrane. The coding region runs from base 1 to 1038 and encodes 345 amino acids. NCBI's taxonomy places the organism in Eukaryota, Viridiplantae, Streptophyta, Magnoliopsida, Asterales, Asteraceae.
AUGGUGGCCGGAGGUGGCGAGAGACAGACAAUGGUGGCCGGAGGUGGCGAGAAAGAGAAAGUAGAACCAGACACAACCACCACCACCAAGAAUGAUGAGUUUUUCUGGUCAUACACAGAUGAACCACAUGCUUCUCGCCGCCGUCAGAUCCUCUCCGAGUACCCCCAAAUCAGACAGCUCUUUGGCCCUGAUCACUGGUCUCUCCUCAAGGUAACCCUCGUUGUUUCGCUUCAAUUAUGGACCGCAGUAUAUCUCCACCGUGCAAGGUGGUCGAAGAUCCUCAUGGUGGCCUAUUUUUUCGGGUCUUUUCUCAAUCACAAUCUCUUCUUAGCAAUUCAUGAACUAAGUCACAAUCUUGCUUUCUCUAAGCCACUCUACAACCGUUGGCUCGGCAUCUUUGCUAACCUCCCCAUCGGAGUCCCAAUGUCUGUCACCUUCCAAAAGUAUCACCUCGAGCACCACCGCUACCAAGGCGUUGAUGGCAUCGACACUGACAUCCCUACCCUGACGGAAGCCCGCAUAAUCACAAAUAUAGUCACAAAAUCCAUCUGGGUACUCUUCCAACUCUUCUUUUACGCCUUUAGACCAUUGCUCGUGAACCCUAAACGGCCCGGAAAAUGGGAAUUCCUCAAUUUCGCCAUCCAAAUCAGCCUUGAUGUUUGUAUGAUUUACUUUUGGGGGUCCAGAUCUUUCGGGUACUUAAUUCUUUCCACGUUUGUGGGAGGCGGAAUGCACCCGAUGGCGGGCCAUUUCAUCUCCGAACACUAUGUAUUCAACAAGAAAGAAGGGCAAGAAACGUAUUCGUAUUAUGGUCCAUUGAACGUAAUGGCGUGGCACGUCGGGUACCAUAAUGAGCACCAUGAUUUCCCAAGAAUCGCGGGUAGUAAGCUUCAUAAAGUAAGGGCAAUCGCACCCGAAUACUACGAAAAUUUGGAAUCUUACAAGUCUUGGAGCCAAGUAAUAUACUGUUAUGUAGCAGAUAAGUCCAUGGGACCAUUCAGCAGGAUGAAGAGAAAGCCAUCAACCAAAAAUACCUAA